Messenger RNA from Centruroides sculpturatus (bark scorpion), 779 nucleotides. Its product is annotated as nucleolar pre-ribosomal-associated protein 1-like. The coding region runs from base 190 to 759 and encodes 189 amino acids. The record is from RefSeq and is a predicted model, not a curated record. The transcript has 5 exons. NCBI's taxonomy places the organism in Eukaryota, Metazoa, Arthropoda, Arachnida, Scorpiones, Buthidae. Gene Ontology annotation, cellular component: nucleolus. Gene Ontology annotation, biological process: maturation of 5.8S rRNA from tricistronic rRNA transcript (SSU-rRNA, 5.8S rRNA, LSU-rRNA); maturation of LSU-rRNA from tricistronic rRNA transcript (SSU-rRNA, 5.8S rRNA, LSU-rRNA).
AUUACAGGAUCCCUUGUCAACUGCAGAAAAUUUAUUGAAUCAAAAUGUCUUGCACUAAUAUUUACAUCAUUAAGUAGCUCAGUCUUAAAUAUUCGAAAAGCCGGUUAUUAUGUAUUACAUCAGUUUUAUGAACAUCUGGAAGGUUCUAGAUUCAAAGAGAAAGAUUUAUGGCUAGGAAUUUUGAAACUAAUGAAGCAUAAUAUCACAAAAAGUAAUAUAAAGUUAUCUUAUUUAGUUACAUUAUUUCUCUGUAAAGUAACAGAUUAUGCAUUUAAAUCUGAAGAUCCAAUGUAUAAAUCAUUGAUGCAGUUUUUAACAAUAAAACCAUCUUUAGAUUUAUAUAAUGUUCCAGAAUUUUAUAAAUUUUUCAAUGGGAGUGAUAUGAUGAAUCGCACAGAAAAAGAGUGGAUAUUAAAACUACUGAGUGAAGGACUUCGUACAAGUCUGGACUUUCAUAUAUGUGAAAAGAGAUACAUAUUUCCCAUAUUAUUAACUUUUUAUAAUUCACCUGUUUGUAGUCAAGAUAACAAGCUUUUAAUUCUCAACAUUUUAAUAAGAGCAGUAAAAAUUCCAUCAGUAUCAAAAACUUUAUAUAAACAAUAUGGCCUUUUGACGUGGAUUACUAAUAUAUUGUAUAACAGAAAACCAAUAAAAGAAGAAAUAACAAAAUUUAAAAUAUUGACAAAUAUUUUGCAAGAGAGUAUAAGAGAGAAAAAUGUAGAAAAUAACUCCAUUGAAUGUGCACAUAAAAUUCUGUAGAUAUGUAAAUAAAUUAGAUC